AGGAGAAAGAAGCUCAUGAGGUGUCCAAGCUCCAAGCAGAAUGUUGACAUCUAACAUCUUUUCUAGCUGGAUGAUUUAGGUUGGAAAGGUGUUUUAGACUAGAUCAUAUGCCCGUGAGAUGAGUCUCGUUAAAAUAAAAUAAAACCCAGCCAAUUCCUGACCAUUGAACAGGUGUAUGCCACACUCGGGGCUUUCAUUUUGUCAAGGAAGAGGAAAGUUGAAUCCAGUCUUGUCUGUGCCCAGUUACUUGUUAGAGUCUGUCUUCCGGAUUUGACUCUUUAAAAAAUGAUGAGAACUAAAGAUAAGAGCAGAGGUGAAAUCACAUUGUGUCACUUUAAAUUGGAGGCAGGUGGCUUUUUUUUUUCAUUGUAAUGCCAUAAGUCCUAAUAUUGAGAUUAGACCCACCCUGUUUAAAUACCUUUGAAUCAACUUGAGGUGAAAGCCAAGCCACAGAACCUGUCCACUUUUCCUGGGUUGUUUUAUCUAACCUUGGCAUCGGAGUAAAGAGCCACACAGUUGUUUCGACAACCUGCAGAAGUCACUUACAAACUGAUGGAAAUUGGAGGGCAAUUAUUAUCACCAUGAGGUAUAUAAGAUCUCAGAAUUCAGCAACGAUGUUAAUGGGGAGGCCAAAGAGACACAACCCAUUUUUUUAGCUACCUGUUGAUCAUACCUGCCCAACUUCAUCAAGAUGGUUUUAUGUCCAAAGCUGUCAGAAUUGUCAGUACCUGUUGUUUUAUACAUAGCUUCAAAAAAAAAAGCCAAUUACCUGGAGUGGUCAGGGAUUCCUGGGACAUCCUCUGACUGGUGUGAUGAGAGUGAAGGAGAUGAAAGCAUGGAAAUUAAAAAACAAAUUACAGGGAUGAGAAGAUUACUGAAUGACAGCACUGGAAGGAUAUAUCAGCGUGUUGGCAAAGAAGGAGAAAAAUUAAAAGAAGAGCCCCAGGAUUUGGAUUUAAUCUGGCCUCAGCGUUUGAACUCCUCUGCUGAGGCCCCACAGAGCCUCCAUUCUUCUUCACGUGGUGUGUGGAAUGAGCUAUCACCUCAAAGCGGGCAGUUCUCAGGGCAGUAUGGCACCCGUUCUAGAACCUUCCAGAGUCAGCCCCACACCACUACAAACUCCAACGGAGAACUUCCCAUGGUGAAUUCGUCAGUUGGAUCAAACUGCUGUACGUGUAACUGCCAGUCAACAUUGCAGGCCAUUCUCCAAGAACUCAAGACCAUGAGGAAAUUAAUGCAAAUUCAAGCAGUUGGAACUCAAAACAGACAACAACCCCCAAUUUCCCUUAUAUGCUCCCAGCGAACUGCUGUGUCACGCAAGAGAAAUAAAAAGAAAAAAGUGCCCCCAAGGACGGUUGAACCUGUUACUGUGAAACAGAAGCCCAGUGUGUUAGACAUUGAGAAGAAGCCAGCAGCAGGGGCCUUGGAGCACUCUGGUCCCCAAGCCUCAGAGCUCACCUCCACCAAGGACAGCCAUGUCCUGGGAUUCGGCAUUGUUCUUGAAUCACCUUCCUCAGAUCCAGAAGUGCAACUUGCUGAAGGCUUUGAUGUGUUUAUGCCUAAGUCUCAGCUGGACUCUAUACUGUCAAACUAUACUCGCUCAGGAAGCCUUCUGUUUAGAAAACUGGUGUGUGCAUUUUUUGAUGACAAGACUUUGGCUAACUCCUUACCCAAUGGGAAGAGGAAAAGAGGACUCAAUGACAACCGGAAAGGACUAGACCAAAAUAUUGUGGGUGCAAUAAAAGUCUUCACAGAAAAGUACUGUACUGCUAACCAUGUGGAUAAACUUCCUGGCCCAAGAGACUGGGUACAGAUUCUACAGGAUCAAAUUAAACUGGCCAGAAGAAGGUUAAAAAGAGGAUCAGCAGAGGUAGCUGACGGUGAUGAAAGACUGGACGGCAUUUCUCUACCACCAACAGGGAAAAAAGCCUGAGGCCCAGAAACAUUAAAUGACUUCCCCAAGGUCUCAAGAGCUGGUUGAUGGCCUGUCCAGAACCCAGGCCCUUCGACUCCCAGCCCUUACACCGUAGAGCUUUCUUAUACCUAAGCCAAAGCCAGCUUUUCUCUGCAUGUUUCUUAAAGAUCCUAAGAGAUGAUGGAUUUACUAAUCCAUUUAGGAUUCCAUUUCAAUGUCUCACAAUCUUCACAGUUAGAAUGUUCAUCAUCAGUGUACCCAAAAUUUGCUGCAGUUUAAGCUCAUUUACUUCAGUCCUCUCUCAAUUUUGCCCAAAGCUGUGAGGUUGUAAUGAAGAAAAUAGUAGAACCACCUGCAGGUCUUAUACUAGACUGCUAAUAGAGAUUGGUUACAAAUUGCUAAGCAGCAUGAUAAAUAAAAAUGUUCAUUCUUUAGAAAAGGGGGAAAGAAGUCACAGAUUGGUGCUCAAAUUUUGAAGUAAUAAAAUCAAAGAAUAUC
Messenger RNA from Ictidomys tridecemlineatus (thirteen-lined ground squirrel), 2413 nucleotides. NCBI's taxonomy places the organism in Eukaryota, Metazoa, Chordata, Mammalia, Rodentia, Sciuridae. The record is from RefSeq and is a predicted model, not a curated record.